Messenger RNA from Pungitius pungitius (ninespine stickleback), 1594 nucleotides. Its product is annotated as betaine--homocysteine S-methyltransferase 1-like. Gene Ontology annotation, cellular component: cytosol. Gene Ontology annotation, biological process: L-methionine salvage. The record is from RefSeq and is a predicted model, not a curated record. Lineage: Eukaryota; Metazoa; Chordata; Actinopteri; Perciformes; Gasterosteidae. Gene Ontology annotation, molecular function: zinc ion binding; betaine-homocysteine S-methyltransferase activity. The transcript has 8 exons. Bases 202 to 1395 code for a protein of 397 amino acids.
ACUCUCACUCUGUCAACGAGAGGAGGGGGAGACGUGUAAACAUUGGGGUUGUGUCAUUUUGCCUGCUGCCAAUCAGAGCGGCUCCCGUUUGGGACCCCUCCCCUGCUUCAGAUAGAUUUAUAGGGGGCUCCUGCUCCUCUCCAGUGUCGCUUCAGCCUCUCAAAGUCUGAGUAGUACGGGGGUCCACACGACUGCAGGAUUAUGGCACCAUCAAAGAAGGGAAUCUUGGAGCGCCUCGACGCCGGGGAGGUGGUGAUCGGCGAUGGAGGCUUCGUGUUCGCCCUGGAGAAGAGGGGCUACGUGAAGGCCGGCCCGUGGACGCCGGAAGCCGCCGCGGAGCACCCGGAAGCAGUGCGGCAGCUGCACAGGGAGUUCCUGAGGGCCGGGGCCAACGUCAUGCAGACCUUCACCUUCUACGCCAGCGACGACAAACUGGAGAACAGGGGCAACAAGCUCACCUUCACUGGAGCUCAGAUCAACGAGGCCGCCUGCGAUUUGGCCCGGGAGGUCGCCAACGAGGGCGACGCUCUGGUUGCCGGAGGAGUGUGUCAGACUCCGUCCUACCUGAGCUGCAAGAGUGAGACGGAGGUGAAAGGCAUCCUGAAGAAACAGCUUGACGUGUUCAUGAAGAAAAACGUGGACUUCCUGAUUGCAGAGUACUUUGAGCAUGUUGAGGAGGCCGUGUGGGCCGUGGAGGUGCUGAAGGAGACCGGGAAGCCUGUGGCUGCUUCCAUGUGCAUCGGACCGGAGGGAGACAUGCACGGCGUGCCACCUGCAGAGUGUGCCGUCCGGCUGGUCAAAGCCGGUGCCCAGAUUGUUGGCGUCAACUGCCACUUUGACCCCAUGACCUGUGUGAAAGCUGUCAAGAUGAUGAAGGAGGGAGUGGAGAAGGCCGGACUGAAGGCUCAUUACAUGGUGCAGCCCCUGGCAUACCACACCCCCGACUGCAACUGUCAGGGUUUCAUCGACCUGCCAGAAUUCCCCUUUGGUCUGGAGCCCAGGAUCCUGUCGCGGUGGGACAUGCACAAGUACGCCAGAGAGGCCUUCAACGCUGGCAUCCUCUUCAUCGGCGGCUGCUGUGGAUUCGAGCCGUACCACAUCAGGGCGGUGGCAGAGGAGCUGGCCGCCGAGAGGGGCGUCCUCCCUGCUGCGUCAGAGAAGCACGGCAACUGGGGUGCCGGUCUGGAGAUGCACACCAAGCCCUGGGUCAGAGCCAGAGCCCGCCGUGACUACUGGGAGAACCUGAAGCCAGCCUCUGGUCGCCCCCUGUGUCCCUCCAUGUCUUGCCCAGACAGCUGGGGUGUCACCAAGGGCCACAAUGAUCUCAUGCAGCAGAAGGAGGCCACCUCUCAUGACCAACUCAAGCAGCUGUUCGACAGGUCAAAGACCCACUGAGUCUCAGCCACGCAGCUGGCAAGAAGGCCUGGGUUCAAACCCCAGUCGGGUGCAGCUGCCGACGCUAUAGCAGAAUGCACUAUAUGCGCAGUAUCAAGUUAAGAAUCGGCCCAUGUUUAUAUUGGAAUCAGUUUUGUUUUUCAUGACUCUGGACAACUUUGUUUAAUAAAUGGAGGUCUAAUUAAAUUGUAAUUGUUCA